UAACGGGACACACAAAGUUUCUCACUUCAGUCUGAGCGGCCGAAACUUCCGGACCAACAUGAGUUCCAGGUUCCACGUGUGGUUCUGGUGCCUGCUGGGUGUCUGCCGGGCCCUGGAGCUGGAUCAGCUCUUUGAGUUCGGUUCGGGAGCCGGAGACCAGGAGCUCCAGACCGGUUCGGACUCGAGCGUGGAUCUUCAACUCAGCGAGUCCGUGUUCGUGUUCAGUGAGACCUUCAGCUCGGUCCAGAUAAACACCAACGGGUUUGUGGCGGUUUCCAAGCUGCCGCCUGAGGAGGAGUACCUGGGGAAGAUGCCAGUCAAAUUCAAAAUGAUUGCAGCUCUCUUGGGAGACCUGGACAACAGUGAUGGACAGGGGAAGGUCUACUUCAGGGAGGACAAGAGUCCGGCCGUCCUGACUCGAACUGCUAAUCACAUCAAGCAAGCGUUUCCCAACGAAAAGGGGGUGGAGCCUAUCAGCACCAUCGUCGUCACCUGGGAAAACAUGUCUGCUCACGGGACGUCUGGACGAGGAGACGGACUGGACGUUAAGAGAAACACUUUCCAGUUGGUUGUGGCCUCCAUGAAACGGACGUCUUGCGCCAUCCUCCUGUACCCCAAACCUGGCCUGCAGUUCUCCUCCACAUCAAUCGGGGGCAGCAGUAAGCUCCUGGAGGCUGGCUUCAAUGAAGGCGAAGUGACAAGCUGGCUUUGGGGAACCUCCAUGGGAACGUACUUCCGCAUCACCACUGAAGAAGAAAACUCUGUCAGACAGCUCAGCCGAAAAUCAAACUCGGGACAGAGCGGUGUGUGGGUGUACGAAAUUGGCUCCACAUCAUUUUAUGGCAUCAUACCCGGGAUGUUAAGUAAACUGUCUGAGGAGGAUGAAAACACUUCAACUGUGACUACGUCAACAAGUCACCCUAAUAAUCCACAGGAGGCGGAGCUCUCUACCUAUAAAACUCAAAUGAUGACGACAACCAAAGUACCAGAAAAUAACCAACUUCCUUCUGAAACUCCUAUGGGGCAGCAACCAACUUACCUUGAAUCUCAGACCGCCACACCAGGCCCCGCCCAAUCUGAGACCAUCACACCAGAUCCCAUCAAAACAGAGUCCACCAGAACAAGCUACGUCAACACCGAACCCACCACGAUAGAGUUUGUCAAAACUCAGACUGUCACUCCAACUAAGCCGAGACACCCAGACUCAACACGGUCAAGUCAUCCACACCCAACGAAGACAAGAGACUAUGAACACACCCAAACAACAGACCCCACCCCCCAGCCCACAGAGACCAGAUCCCCUCAGACAUUCAAACCAACGUACCCUGAACCUGACCCAGUCAAACCACCACAGGACACCAACCCUGACGCCUUGCUGCCUUUGCCACCGUACUCGCGGUCACACCACCCUCAGAUAGUUGUGGUGGAUGAAGAUCUGAAUGUGGACGUUUUUGGAUACAAUUUGGAAACAUGUGACCAAAACAGAAACACAUGCUCUGUUUUCGCUGCCUGUCGGGAUUACGGCAGCGGGUUCUGCUGCUACUGUAACCCGGGUCACUAUGGUAACGGGAAGACCUGCCUCAAAGAAGGUGAACCGCAGAGAGUAACAGGAAAAGUAACUGGUCGGGUGUUUGUAGGACAGUCGGACACACCUGUGGCACUCGAUAACAGUGACUUCCACUCGUACGUGGUGACCAAUGAGGGGCGGGCCUACGUGGCCAUUAGCAACAUUAACCGGAGCCUGGGGCCGUCCCUGCAGCUGCUGUCGUCAGUGGGAGGAGUCAUCGGCUGGACCUUCGCCUUGGAGCAGCCGGGUUACCAGAACGCCUUCAGGCUGACCGGUGGUGUGUUUUCUCGGCUGGCGGAGGUCAUUUUCCAGCCCGGCAACGAGCGCCUGAUCAUCCGGCAGGACUUUAAAGGACUCAACGAACACGGCCGCCUGCAGCUGGACAGCCAGCUGGAGGGCCGUCUGCCCGUCAUCGCGCCCGGAUCGUCCGUCCACGUUGGCCCAUACACCGAGAUCUACCAGUACAGCAGCAACCUGAUCACUUCCUCCUCCACCCGCACCUGCACCGUCACCACACCAGAGGGCGACGUCCUGACCCGGAACUACCAGUGGCGGCAGACCAUUACCUUCCACAGUUGUCUGCAUGAUGACAUCAUCAGAAUGGCUCCACCCACCCAGUUGCUCAGUGUGGACCACGUCUUCGUGACGUUUGAGGAAGAAAAUGAACUGAUCCGCUACGCCACGAGAAACAAGAUUGGCUCCGUGAACGGCGGCCCUCCAGAGAAGAAUCCAUGUUUUACAGGCGAACACGGCUGUGACCACAACGCCGUCUGCAGACCGGCUGAAGGACGUCAGUUCACCUGUCAGUGUCUUACCGGGUUCACAGGAGACGGACGCAUCUGCUACGAUGUUGACGAGUGCAGCCGGACUCCUCCGGUCUGUGGAUCAAACGGCGUCUGCACCAACCAGCCCGGAACGUUCCGCUGCGAGUGCUCGCCCGGCUUCCUGCUCGCGGGCGACGGGAAGGUCUGCAUCGACGUAGACGAGUGCCGCCAGGGACGAUGUCAUCGGGACGCUGUCUGCACCAACACUCACGGCUCCUACAGCUGCCGGUGCCAGCUAGGUUUCCAUGGAGACGGCUUCCAGUGCAGCCCCGUGUCCUCAGAUCGAGAGCUGUCCCAGUGCGAGCGUGACAGGGAGAACGCUCAGGCCGCCGCAUCUGGAUCCUUCCAACACCCGCAUCCAGCCGUUGGACACCACAUCCCGCAGUGUGACGAGCAUGGUGCCUACGAGCCCAUGCAGUGCCACGCCCACAUUAGACAGUGCUGGUGUGUGGACGCCAACGGCCGGGAGAUCCCCAACACCCUCACCGGUCCAGGAAGUACAGCCCUGUGUAUCAACCACGCAGUGACGGCGCCUCCUGUGGGUCCCACGCCGCGGCCCGAUGUUAGCCCAGUCACCCCGGGGACGCACCUGCUGUUCGUCCAAAGCGGAAAGAUCGAACACAUCCCUCUGGAUGGGUACAAGAUGAGGAAUGAGGCAGCCAAACCGCUGCUGCACGUCCCAGACCGGGUGGUGAUCGCUGUGGCUUACGACUGCGUGGACAAGACCAUUUAUUGGACCGACAUCACCGGCCCCGCCAUCAGCAAGGCCACGGUGAACGGCGGUGACGUCAUCCCACUCGUCACAACAGAGUUGCAGAGCCCAGAAGGCGUGGCCAUCGACCACGUGGCCCGCCUCCUCUUCUGGACCGACUCCAUGCGGGACACGGUGGAGGUUGCCAAGCUGGAUGGCAGCCAGCGCCGCAUCCUCUUCCACACCGACCUGGUGAACCCGCGUCCCAUCGUCACCGACCCCAAAUACGGGCUGCUGUACUGGGCCGACUGGAACAGGGACGGGCCCAAAAUUGAAAUGUCCAACAUGGAUGGAACCGAUCGGACCAUUCUGGUUCAGGAUGACCUGGGGCUUCCAAACGGUCUGACCUAUGACCCCGACACCCAGCAGCUGUGCUGGGCUGACGCAGGGACUCGUCGAGUGGAGUGUAUGGAUCCUCAUCGCAGGCUGAGGCGGCGGGUCAUGGAAGGGAUCCAGUAUCCCUUUGAUCUGGUUUCCUUUGGACAGAAGCUGUACUACACGGACUGGAGGAGGGAUGCCGUGAUCGCUGUGGAUCGUCACGCCCACAAAGAGACGGCUGAGUUCCUGCCACAGAAACGCUCCCGGCUGUACGGCAUCACCACGUUGACCACCAAGUGCUUGCCAGCGUACAAUUACUGCCACAACAACGGCGGCUGCUCUCACUUGUGUCUGCCGCGAGCCGGCGGAUUCACCUGCCGCUGCCCGGACGCCGGCGCUGGCCAGUGUGAGGAAGACAACCUGUGAAAGAGAAGAAAAACAAACACACAAAU
Messenger RNA from Thalassophryne amazonica, 3912 nucleotides. RefSeq names its product nidogen-1-like. Gene Ontology annotation, molecular function: calcium ion binding. The record is from RefSeq and is a predicted model, not a curated record. Lineage: Eukaryota; Metazoa; Chordata; Actinopteri; Batrachoidiformes; Batrachoididae. The transcript has 19 exons. The coding region runs from base 59 to 3886 and encodes 1275 amino acids. Gene Ontology annotation, biological process: cell-matrix adhesion.